CACCAGCACAUUAGGGGGCAGCCUGCUGGAGACAGUGCUCUAACAAGCCCGGAAGAAUCGCAUUCACAGAUUGCAUGUUGUAGGCUGUGUUUUCCUUAGUGAAUGUUUGUGCUGAAAGAAUCAGAAACUCUGUUUUUUUUUGCGAGAUGACAGCUGCAAACUGUAAACAGCUGUUGUGUGUAGGAUCUGAAAUGCAUUAAAGUGCUGCUGUCUAGUCCGUCCGAGCUGAAGCAGCUCGCUAAACAGCUAUAAAGAGCCUGGACUAACUCUGCGCUCUCGGUGGAAGGUUUGAAGAUUUGAAUGACACUGCAGAAGUGAGAGUGAAGGCAGUUCAGAGGAGCCGCAUUGCUGUUCUUACAUUUAUAUUUUACCAGCAAACUGACAGGUCGUUUUUGCUUUGGAGCGGGGUGCAAACUGCUGCAGUGCCCUAUGAAGCCCAGUGUCCAACAGGCGGACCCGUGAAUAACCGAGCUGGUAGUGACUGACCGAGUCAGUGUCCUGCACGGACUGACUGUGUAGCUGAAUUUUCGAGGCACGUCAAGCUCAGGAAUGGAACAUGGCUGUUUCUGAGACUCAGCUAAUGUUGAGUGUGGGACUCAUUGAAAAGGAUGUGAAUGGAGACACACUGUGGGUGUGGUGUUACCCGUCUGUCAGCACAGAUCUGCGAGAAGUUCUUCUGCGAAAAUGUUGCUUGACAUCAGACAGUACAGUGCUGCACACGUUUGUGUUUGGGCAGUACUGCCGGACAUGGUACUAUAUCAGUACAGUGGAUGUCCAAGAGCCCACUGUUCUCAAGAAGGUUACACAUUUUUCUAUAGUUAUUACAGCCAAGGAUUUCAACCCUGAAAAGUACGCUGCAUUCAGUCGAGUUCUUUGCAGGAUGUACAUCAAACAUGGCAAUCCAGUAAAGAUGAUGGAGGGUUACAUUGCUGUCCUAACUAAAGGCAUCUGCCAAAGUGAUGAGAAUGGCUCCUUCCUCAUCAAGGAUUAUGAUGUCAGAAAAGCCUAUUUGGCUGGAUCCAUAAAAGAUGUGGUAUCUCAGUUUGGGAUGGAGACCAUCAUCCUGUACACAGCGCUGAUGCUGAAGAAAAGGAUCGUGAUCUAUCACCCUCGUGUUGAGGCUUUGCUCGAGUUCACAAGAGCACUUCCAGCCCUGACAUGGCACCGGAAAGACUGGUCCAUUCUGCACCCUUAUGUUCAUUUGGAGGACAGAGAGCUUGACAACCUUAGAGUGUGUACAGGAUAUGUUGCAGGAUUUGUGGAUCCUGAGGUGACCAACAGAUCAGAUCUCUUUGAUGUUUUUGUGAAUCUUCCGGACGGUGAAAUCACCAUAUCUCAACAUGCCAAAGAGGCAAUGGCUAUGGGAAAACUGCAUAAGGAGAUUGGCCACUUUAUCGUCCAGUCUGCUGAGGACAAUGACCGCACAGAUGUACAAGUUAUCAAGGAUAUCUCGAUGAAGACCAAGGAAAUCCUCAGUAACUUGGUGUCUCUUGCCAAGGAAGGGGAGGAUGCAAAGUUGACUCUGGAGGCACUGAAGCAACGUCAUUUCCCCCUGGCAACCGAGAACUUCCUCUUCCACUUAGCUGCAGCUGAGCAGCUCCUGAAGAUCUAAUGAAUCAGAGCUCUCCAUGAACCACUCAGAUGCUUCAAAGUUAUUGCUAGAGCUGGAAAUGACCAUGUGACCACAUGAUUUACUAAUCCUAACACAGUUGCCAAGCUGAAUUUACAGAGAAUUUUAUAGAGAUUUUAUGCCAUAACAUUCUAGGACAUAGCUGGUGCUAGUCACAUUCAGGCAAGAAUAUUAUGCAGCUGUUCCAAUUCUGUGACCAAGACUGUGCACAUGUGUUUUAUUUUUUUUUUCCCAGAGAUACUUAGAUAUAAAUAGCAUAUACAGGUGUGAAUCGAUUAGUUAUCAAAUUAAGUUGGCACUUUGAUAUUUGAGCUUGAAAGCAGUUUAGAUGGAACACGCAUUCCAUCAGACAGCUGUGAAAAUGAAGAUUUCAGACUUUCAUAUGUUUACUUAAAUUUGUCAAUGAUCUGCACAAUGCUAAGAAAAGCCUUACGGUUGCCUUUCUUAUGCCUUAAAAUGAAUAAAAGCAUUAUUAACCUAUAGAUUCAAAAUUCUAUAUUGCCUCUGAUAUACAAGUGUUAAGAUUCGAUUGUUUCUUUAAGCACUUUUUCUCAAUGUGAUCCAUGCUUUAAAACUGUCCUCUACAGAAAGAUUAGGAGCAGUACUACAUUAAGUCUACAAGUUUUUAACUGCAUACACAACAUGAAUUCAUCCAGUGUUUAUAUUUUAUUACAUGCUCCCUUUUGCACAAACUAUAUUUGUUCUAAUGAAAUUGCGCAUUUUACUGUUCUGCUACAUUCUUUUCAGUGACAUGAUAAUGUAUCUGAAAACAUCUGAAUUACACAGUAUGUAUUUUUCAAAUGUACAGGUGCACUAUUAUUUUAUGCCAUGUUAUUUCCCUUGCUAAGAAUAUAUACAACAGAUCACUAAAUAUUUGAAAACGGAGUUCUAGUGUAAAGACUUCAAAAUGAACUGAGUUGAAUUAACACUGAAGUGAUGGCAAUAUGAAUGUGCACAUAACAGCAAUAGUAACAUUAUUUUUGUUAACAAUGCUCUGUUCUGUUUAGCUUAAAAAAACUAUUAAAUCAAAACUUUCAAGUCU
This is a messenger RNA of Colossoma macropomum (tambaqui), 2672 nucleotides long. It is a transcript of the gene dennd10, whose product is annotated as DENN domain containing 10. The record is from RefSeq and is a predicted model, not a curated record. Gene Ontology annotation, biological process: protein transport; regulation of early endosome to late endosome transport. Lineage: Eukaryota; Metazoa; Chordata; Actinopteri; Characiformes; Serrasalmidae. Gene Ontology annotation, cellular component: late endosome. The transcript is spliced from 9 exons. Gene Ontology annotation, molecular function: guanyl-nucleotide exchange factor activity; small GTPase binding. The coding region runs from base 557 to 1612 and encodes 351 amino acids.